This is a messenger RNA of Cucumis melo (muskmelon), 1367 nucleotides long. RefSeq names its product MATH domain and coiled-coil domain-containing protein At2g42480-like. The record is from RefSeq and is a predicted model, not a curated record. The transcript has 7 exons. Lineage: Eukaryota; Viridiplantae; Streptophyta; Magnoliopsida; Cucurbitales; Cucurbitaceae. Gene Ontology annotation, molecular function: protein binding. Bases 166 to 1194 code for a protein of 342 amino acids.
CGAACCACAGAAAUCGAAAAGUGGAAGAAGAAGACUGAUCGAAAAGGUGUUACAUGGAUUGAGAGAAGUGAUGAACACGAGUCGAAGGGAAAGGAUUGGGAAGAGAAAUCGGCAGAGUGGAAAUUGAAGGGUUGAGGACUAAAACAGUGACGAAGAAACGGGACAAUGGGAAAGAAAAGAAGGAUCAUCGUCUUCCCAAAAUCCCAUGGCGACGAUGAUUCCGCUUCCCCUUCCACUUCCGCUUCCGCUUCCGCUUCUUUUGUGACAUCCACAAGAUAUGAAAAACCAAUCCAUUACAUCCUCAAAAUUCAAUCUUUUUCAUUACUGAAGGAGGCUGUUGCUAGUUCCCCAUGUCAAAGAUUUGAAUCCCAGAAAUUCUAUGCCGGCGGUUCUGAAUGGAAGUUAGCCCUGUAUCCCAAUGGAGAUCGGAGAAGAGACGUGUCUGAUCACAUUUCUCUGUAUUUGGUUAGGGUUGAAAAUAACAUUUUAUCAACUACUUCAGAGGUUAAUGUAGUGUUUACUUUUCUUGUUUAUGAUACUCUCAGAGGAAAAUAUUUGACAGUGCAAGAUGAGAAAAUGAGACAAUUUAGUGCAACGAAGAGAGAAUGGGGGAUUGAAAAGUUGCUUCCACUUAACACUUUCAGUGAUGCUUCAAAUGGUUUCUUAGUUGAUGAUUGCUGUGUAUUUGGAGUUGACAUUUUUGUCAUGAAUUGUAAUGUUGAGAAGGGUGAGGUUUUUUCCUUGAUCAAGCAGCCAAAUAAUUACAAAUAUACAUGGAAACUCGACAACUUUUCAAAAUUACUAGAUUGUUCUUUUUGGGAAUGUAAUUCCUUUAGAGUGGAGAACUGCUGGUGGAAGAUACGAUUGUUCCCAAGUGGAGAUUGGCAAGCGAAACCAGGCUUCUUUUCCAUGUACUUGAUGUUGAGCAAUUUGAUAGCACAUCCAAAAGGUGCUCAAGUAUAUGUGGAAUAUGAGAUGGCUGUAUUGAGUCAACUUGAAGCUGUACCACCAGUAAAAGAAACUUAUACUUGUUGGUUUAAAUCUGGUUGUAUAGAAAUUUACAAAGGAUGUGGUGCUUCAAACUUCAUGUCAUUGAGCGAUCUCAAAGAACGGACGAAAGGAUAUCUUGUGAAUGACACUCUGGUUGUUGAAGUGAAAAUUAAUGUCAUCUCUACCAUAAAAAAAAUUGUAUAGAAGCCAAAUACUGUUGUUUUAGUUUGGUAACAUUAAAGCUGCAACUUCCUGCAUUUGGCUGUUCUUUUUUGUGGUUAAAUGUAUGGGAUUUCUUGUUCAAUGUUGCAUGCUUCUAUAGUUUUGGAAUAUACUUGAUAGAAAAAUAUUAUCAUGUUCUUCGUGUGAGCUCAAAA